CAUCUCCCCAGCCUCUGUGCUGUUAGAGGGGCGUUCAGUAAAUCAGCCACUGAAUGCGGGGGAUCCAAGCGUUGUUUUGUUUUGUUUCAGUCUAUUUAAAACCACAUGGAAAAUUCAGGAAUGAAUGAUGUUUCGCUGCGCCUCGGUGUUCAGUCAUCUUCAUCAGCGAGAAGAAGAAGACGAGUUUCUGCAUGAACAGCCGGCGAUCGUUUAUCCCACACGGCCUCUGGCACGCAAACGCACCACCUGCUGUGGACGCCACCGGAGGAAAAUGCGUUAAACAAAACAGAUUCAUAGACCUCUAUUGCUCAUAUGAGACGUUUUUUUAAUGGCUUUUACCAGCAGGACGACGUAAAGAUUUCAUCAUAGCCCGGAUAGAUAUGGCAGUCAGCACCACGGAGCCGAUCUGUCAGCCUUGUAUCUAUCAUGAGGAUUUUAAAGGUGUUGAUGUGGUGAUGUAUGGUGUGGUCAGUGGAGCUGCAGGUGAGACGACCUUUGAUGCCUGUCCGACUAAGUCCUGAGCAGGUGGGGCUGGAGAUGCUGUGCCUCUGUGGGCAACUGGACCUCCUCAUCAGGGCGCAGAUGCAACAGUUCCAGGAGCAGUUAGGACAAGGCUGUAGCCCAGAGGAGUCGGACACCUUUCAGACUCAAGGAUCCGAUAUUCUUGACCAAAUGCUGCAGUGCCUUGAACAUCUACCAAAGCCUAUGCCACAGUUAGAGGACUACCUGGACAUGGUGGGUCUGUCAGCCAUGUUUCCUCGGGUAGAGGUCUUCCUUAUUCAAGGCAGUCCUGUUGACAUGCUGGACCGGCCCCUGAUGGAUGGAUACUUAUUCCAUGUCGCCAAACUGAAUCAACUGGUGGUGCUGAGUCAGCAGCUGGAGGAGGACAUCAGACACCUGGGUAGUCACAAAUACAUAGCUCACCAGCUCUCAGUCAUAUAUCAAGUCAUCAGCUCUUUCAGGGGAAUUAAGACCUUUUCAGAAAUAAAGAAGAACAUUGAGAGCAACUUCAAACAGAUGAAGCAGUCUCUGGUGGUAGAGGAAGGCUGCAGGCAUGAGCCUCAGCUGACAGCUCAUUACAUCAGCUGGAUAUUAGAAAUAACUCAAAGCCUGACGUCGCUGGUUCUGUCACUGCCAGAGGAGCUGAUGGAGGACCUUCAUCAGGCCUGCAGCUUUGUGUCUCAGUUCUUAUCCUGAACCAAAAUCCUCUCCAUAAAGGAUCCUGCUUCAAAAUCAACUGAACUGUCUUUGACAUUAUAAAGGUGCUAUACCAUUUGAUUGAACUUGAGGAUCAAUGAACUGGAUUAUCUAGUUUAUUCACAAAUUAAGUUCAAUUUGUGUCAUUCUCAGGCUGGCUUUUGUUCGUACUUAUGCUGAGUCAGUUAUGGACUGAAUAAUGAUAACGUG
Messenger RNA from Cyprinodon tularosa, 1407 nucleotides. RefSeq lists its product as uncharacterized. The transcript has 8 exons. The coding region runs from base 460 to 1197 and encodes 245 amino acids. The record is from RefSeq and is a predicted model, not a curated record. NCBI's taxonomy places the organism in Eukaryota, Metazoa, Chordata, Actinopteri, Cyprinodontiformes, Cyprinodontidae.